UGUGCGGCGGCAUUGUGGGAUAGUGGUGGAGGCGAGCGGAUGGUGAAAGACGGCCCUGGCGAAAUGGCGGACGUUCACAGCCAGGAGGAAGAGGCGGACUGGCGCCGGAACGAGCGACUGACGGCUACUUUGGAGGAAGAUCCGGAAGCUGCAGAUUCUUCUGAAAAAAGUGGGAACGAAGAGAAUGGAGAAGUGUCGGACGAAAAUAGAGAUCCAAAUACUGCUGCAGGCAAAUCAAUUAAACACAAGAAAAAGAAACACAAGCAUCGGAGUAAACACAAGAAGCAUAAGCAUUCUUCGGAAGAUGACAAGGAACGAAAACAUAAGCACAAACACAAGCAUAAAAAGCAUAAAAGGAAAGAGAAUGAAAUCUUUGAGAAGGAUGGUGAUCACUCAAUAAAAAGACCCAAGUUAGAUGAUUAUGCUCUUUUGGAGGACUUAGAAAAACAAAGGGCAAUGAUAAAAGCAGAAUUGGACAGUGAACUAAUGGGAGGGAAAGUUCAAUCUGGUAUGGGUUUAAUUCUGCAGGGUUAUGUGUCUGACUCUGAGGAAGAGGGGGAAAUCCAUGAGAAGACUCGGAAUGGUGAAAGAAUUGCAUCCAAUCGGGAUGUUUCUGAAAUCUUGCCUGUUAGGGACAGCAAAGUUAAACGGGAGCCCGUGGAACCUAAGCCUGUUUCAAAGAGGCGAAGUAAAAGCAGAUCAAAAGACAGGACUAAACAUAGCAAAUCUGAGAAAAAGAAAAAUAGGCUGAGUUCAGAACACAGAAAAGAGAAAGAGAAAACGAGAAGUAAAUCACACGAGCGAAAGCGUUCAAGAAGUCCCAUCAAAAGCAGUAAGCCUGCAGAAAAGCCAAGGUCUCCAACAUCCGUGAAAAGGCGAUCUCAAGAAAAGAGUAAAAAAUCAACUCCAGCAGAAGAUGGGACAAAGUCGAAGGAUCGCAAGAAUGUAACAAUUGAAAGCAAAACAAAGGAACGGAAUAAAAAAUCAAAAUCUCCUCCAGUGAAAAGGAGCAAAUCGGGAGAGAGAAGUCAGAGAUCUAAAUCCAAAGACCGUGAGAAGAGAUCUAGAAAAUCUGAAACGGAAAAGGAAAAGAAAUCUCUGAAGUCUCCAUCCAAGGAUGUUCCUUCUGGGAAGGAGAAUCGAUCGCCACUGAAGAAACAUGCACUUUCUCCGAAACGGAAAAGCCUUUCUCCAAAACAGCAUAGAGAAAAGUCAUCCAAACAUAGCCGAUCCCCUAUUAUUAAUGAUCGUGCACCUAAAAAGAGUCAGUCUCCCUCACGGAAUAAGUCCCCACCCAGAAGAGCUAAAAGUAGAUCGAUAGAACAAAGGCGGAGGGAGAGUGAACGAACAAGAGCUUUAUCUCCAAGAACAAGGUCGCGAGAUGAGCCAGCAAAUAGGCUAGAGCGAUCCAGGGACAUAAGUUCCUCUCGCCGGUCUCCUGCAAGGAGAAGGGCCAGCAGAUCUCCUAUCCGGAGGAGAUCUCGUUCGCUCCUCAGACGAAGUCGAUCUCCAAGGAGACGAAGUCGAUCGAGGAGGAGGUCUCUGGAAAGAGACUGGAAUCGAAGAAGCAGGUCUCGCAGAAGACGAUCAAGGUCACGAGGUCGACGCAGGCGUAGAAGUGGGAGCAGAGACAAAGAAGACAAAUUUAAAGGAAGCCUUUCUGAAGGAAUGAAAGUUGAACAAGAAUCUUCUGAUGAAAAUCUUGAGGACUUUGAUGUAGAGGAGGAAGAUGAAGAAGCUGUUAUCCAACAAAGGCGUGAACAGAGAUUGGCAAUUGUUCAGAAAUAUCGAAACCCAAAUGAAGACAGCAACAUGUCUGGAUUGUCUGAACCAAACAGUCCUCAGAGCAGUACUAGAAGUCGCUCUCCUUCUCCUGAUGACAUUUUUGAGCGAGCUGCAGCUGAUGUCAAGGAGUAUGAAAGGGAGAAUGUUGAUACUUUUGAGGCUUCUGUGAAUGCCAAACGCAACCUCAUGGCACUUGAGCAGAAAGAAGGAGCUACUUUGAAAAAGCCAACGGUUCCAGAUAUGUUUACUGAAUCUGAUGACAUGUUUGCUGCCUACUUUGAUAGUGCUCAUCUGAGAGCUGCUGGAUUUGGAAAGGAUUUCAAAGAAAAUCCUAAUCUCAGGGAUAACUGGACUGAUGCAGAAGGCUACUAUCGUGUAAAUAUUGGGGAAGUUCUUGAUAAACGUUACAGUGUAUAUGGCUACACUGGUCAAGGAGUUUUCAGUAAUGUUGUACGUGCCAGAGACAUGGCAAGAGCUAGCCAGGAGGUGGCAGUCAAAAUCAUCAGGAACAAUGAACUCAUGCAAAAGACUGGUUUGAAGGAGCUAGAGUUCCUGAAGAAGUUGAAUGAUGCAGAUCCUGAUGAUAAGUUCCAUUGCCUGAGACUUUUUAGACACUUCUACCACAAGCAACAUCUCUGCUUGGUCUUUGAGCCUCUGAGUAUGAACUUACGUGAGGUCUUGAAAAAAUAUGGGAAAGAUGUUGGUCUUCAUAUAAAGGCUGUAAGAUCAUACAGUCAGCAACUUUUCCUGGCUCUGAAAUUGUUGAAGAGAUGUAACAUCCUUCAUGCUGAUAUCAAACCUGACAACAUUCUGGUAAAUGAAUCCAAGACCAUCCUGAAGCUUUGUGACUUUGGCUCAGCUUCACAUGUAGCUGAUAACGAUAUAACACCAUACCUCGUCAGCAGAUUUUAUCGAGCACCUGAAAUUAUUAUUGGGAAAGUUUAUGAUUAUGCCAUAGACUUGUGGUCUGUUGGUUGCACACUUUAUGAGCUUUACACAGGAAAAAUUCUAUUUCCUGGCAAAACUAAUAAUCAUAUGCUGAAACUCAUGAUGGACUUAAAGGGCAAGAUGCCAAAUAAGAUGAUCCGGAAAGGUGUUUUCAAGGACCAGCACUUUGAUCAGAAUCUGAACUUCAUGUACAUUGAGGUGGAUAAAGUGACAGAAAGGGAGAAAGUCACUGUUAUGAGCACUAUUAAUUCUACUAAGGACCUGCUGUCUGACAUGAUUGGUUGUCAGCGUUUGCCAGAAGACCAGCGUAAAAAAGUUCACCAGCUCAAAGACUUGCUGGAACAGAUUCUUAUGUUAGAUCCAGCCAAACGUGUCAGCAUUAAUCAGGCACUGCAGCACCCAUUCAUUCAGGAGAAGAUUUAAUCGGAGAAUUUAACGGGUUUGAGCAAUUAAACAAAGACUGGAAAAGUCAGAGAAAAGUAUUUUAGUAUAUGUGAAACACGAUGUUUACCAUGAAAUAUGCAUGAAGUUAAGUUAAAAGAGAAAUGUUAUUUCUAGUAGGAAUUUGAGUCACUGUAAAUAUAUUGAUUUGUUUUUUCCAAAUGUUUUCUUCAUACUUUCACUGUAGUUUUGUUGAAUUGUUUUAACAGCUAAGGCUGCACACAAACUGUUUAUAAAGAAAAAAUUAUUUUAAGAUCUUGUAAUAAUGGUGUUUUUGGAGAAGAAUUUUGGCUGCAGUUCUUCAAAAUACACCUUUUUUGUUUUUGUGCAGGCUUAGCCCGUCCUUGUCUCUGUACCAAUGGCCAAGGUAAAAUGAUGUUUAUAUUCACGUUUUCCUAGGUGUGUGUACGCAGGCCAGCAUGCCCUUGGUGUACUCAGUGCCGAAGGGGUCUGUCCCUACCUGUGCCUGCUCGCAGGGAUGGUCACAUCAUUUAAAGCAGGUUGUGUACCACUUUCAGUACACUGAAGGCAUACAUAACCUUCCACUCUUGAGCAAAGAAGCUGCUUUUUAAAGCGGUAAUUGCUUCUUUACCUUUUUUCUUUUGUACAUUUAAUUUGGCAUUUAGUUUUUUUUAAGAUGAGUUGUGAUGACUUUGAAUUGUAGCUCUGCACUUAGCCCCUUCACUGGCGCAAGUCAACAUCUGGCUUCAGCCUGACUGGAUCUGUGAAGCCGUGGGUUUCUGAUUGCAUGGUAGCUUGUUUUUGAUUCAGUAAGCCAUUGUGCUUACGGGGGACAAUUAAUUUUUAAUGGGCAUAAAUGUUCGUAUUCCCCUUGAUGAAAUCAACCCACAAAGGCAUAGAAAACCUUCAAUAGUUCAUCAGAGCUUAGUGUUGUACUAAUGCCUUCUUAUACUUAAGAACCAGUGAAGGAGCUAAAAUAAUUGCACAAUGCCUUUGCUUAUGUAUAGAAAAGGUAAGUCGGGGCAUUUUGUCAGACAGCAGCACACUCCACCUGCACCUCAAGUUACCCAUGCAGAAUACUGAAGGAUUUUGGUUGUGCAUUUAUAAAUACACUGGUAAAUAGUGUUUGUUUUGAACAAGCAUUAUAGCCAUUUCACAGUGGUCCAGACGUGCAGUCAAGUCUCUGUACAACUAUAAAACUACAGUGGUGACUUGCUGAUCUGAUCUGUUUUUUUUAAAAUUUUAUUUUAUUAUCCCAAUUGUUUUCGAAUGAGAUGUUUAACAAACGUCAUUUUCUAUGUAAAUGUGACAUUUUUAUCCAACUACCUUUUGUACAAAGUAAAAAAAAAGUAAGAUUAUCAAGUCACAAAUCAAUGCACUCAACGUAAAUUGCCUUUAGUUGCUGUAAGCCUUUCACUUACUAUUUCAAAAAAAAAUAAAAACUGGUAAAAGAAAUGAUUUAUGCAAAGGAGUAGUUGAUCAGUUUUCUAGUGUCUCUUCUUCACAUCAGUUCAGUUAAUGUUCUAACGUAUUGUGGAAGUAACUGUUAAAAGUGGAUGUUGCUUAUUGGAGAUCAGUGUCUCAGUUAAUGCCAGUUAAAGGUCACCACAAUUCACAAAGCUGUUUGGAAGUCUGAUCCAGUUAUCCUGUUAUUGCAAAAUAACUAAUGUUUUGUACUGUUUUCUUACUUCCCUUCGAUGGUGCUGAGAGAGAAAGGAAAUCAAGUUAUGUUGCUAUGCUGGGAGGCAACAGCCCACGCCGCCUAUUCCAUGGGCCUACUUUGAAUGAGACACCUCCUUCACCUUCUCCACAAGGUGCACCCUGAUGGGAGACGAUGCAUAUUGCAAGAAAAUGAAGACUGACUUAAGGUUUCUGUCCCCUAAAGACAACAUUUACAGUGACUUUAAGUAACUGGAAUAUCACUGUUUACUGGUAGGGAUCACAAAUGUAAAAUGCCUGCUCCUGCGAAUGAUGAUUCAUUAUCUUAGCUUCAACACGCAUUACUGACAGCAAAGAAUUCUUCAGUAUUCAAUGAAAGUGAAGAUGGUGGUUUCACAGCUUAUUUUUCAAUACGGUUAUGCAUAAGAGUACAAUUGUAUCAGUGUAUGUUAAGAUAUUUGCUUUAAUUUAUAGAAAUGUAAAUGUAUUAUUGCAAGAAUUUGACUGUUUUACUAAUCUUGGAAACUGAUCAUUUUGAAACACAAGAAGCCCCCAAAAACAGCAAGAAAUCUUAAACUUAACAUCUUGGUGGUGAACUUGAAUGCCCAUUUCUAGGUGUUGAAACCACAAUGUGUGCAUUUUGUAUUGUCUAACUGGAAUAUUGUAAAUUUAACACUUUGGCAACACAAAAUAUUUUGUUAAUUGCUUUGAGUGCGUUUCAUUAAAAACAAUUUGGUAUCAAA
Hemiscyllium ocellatum (epaulette shark) is the source of this 5537-nucleotide messenger RNA. Its product is annotated as serine/threonine-protein kinase PRP4 homolog. The transcript has 18 exons. Lineage: Eukaryota; Metazoa; Chordata; Chondrichthyes; Orectolobiformes; Hemiscylliidae. The coding region runs from base 40 to 3156 and encodes 1038 amino acids. Gene Ontology annotation, molecular function: protein serine/threonine kinase activity; ATP binding. The record is from RefSeq and is a predicted model, not a curated record. Gene Ontology annotation, biological process: mRNA cis splicing, via spliceosome; peptidyl-serine phosphorylation; peptidyl-threonine phosphorylation.